AGAUUGUAGAGGAAUCUAAACCGCAGCAAUUCCCCAAUCCCACAACACAACAAAUCACCACCCCCGCUAAAACCCAAACAUACCCGAUAAACCCUAAACCCUGAAACCUUGACGCCUGCUUUCAAUUGCUCAUUGCUGCACAAACGAUCGGGAAAAUGGCUUGGCGCAAUGCCGGAUCUCUGUCUCGCUCGGUCAUGUCUGCCGCAAGGUCCCCGUUGCUCCGUUCUCCACCACCAGUCCCCCGCAUCCGACUAUCUCCUUCCUCCGCCUCCCGCCUGCAUUCCCGUCGCCUCUCCUUCGCGCCUUCCAGGAAUUUCGGAGAACUGGGAUGUGUGUAUUCAUUCUUGCCUCUGCAUAGUGUUGUGUCCACAGUCCGUCUCACAUCCCACCUGACUGUCAACGCUCGUGCUUUUUGCGAGCUGUCUCAUGGUACUUGAUAGGCCAUUGGAUCAACAGAGCUGUGUGCAACAACAUAUUGAGACAGUGGGAGUGUAGGUUUGCCCUGCCGUAGUUAAUGGAUUCUGAGUAGGAAAGUUAAAUGAAACUGUCAUCUUUUGUGCUCCUUCCAACAAGAAAAAACCUAGCAUUUUCUUCUUUGGUGGUACUGUACUCUGUAGGCACUUCAUCUUUUUUUUUUUUUAAUUAACCUCUCAGUAUAUGAUAAUCACAUUGGGUCUUGAUUAAUUCAAAAUUGAGCUGUGUCUGAUUUCAAUAGAGGAAAACUUUUUCAACGUCUGUUUCUCUAUUCACAAGACUUGAAAUCAAGAUUUUACUUAAGA
Molecule: messenger RNA, 779 nt
Organism: Rubroshorea leprosula
Lineage: Eukaryota; Viridiplantae; Streptophyta; Magnoliopsida; Malvales; Dipterocarpaceae
Source: the annotation of a GenBank genome assembly